AUGUCCUCCAUGCGCAAUGCCGUUCAGCGGCGCAACCACCGCGAAAGAGGCCAGCCCGAAGAACGCAAAAAGUUCGGAUUACUAGAAAAACACAAAGACUACUCACUCCGAGCCGCAGACCACAAUCUCAAGAAACGCAAACUCAAAGUCCUGAAGCAGAAAGUCCUCGAGAAAAACCCAGAUGAAUUCUACUUUGGCAUGUUAUCCCGCAAGGGGCCGUCGACGACGGGGAAGCAGCGCACGGGAACGGUGAAUGGGGAUCGGGGGAAUGAGGUGUUGGGUAUGGAGAAGGCGCGGUUGUUGAAGACGCAGGAUGUGGGGUAUGUGCGGACGGUGGGGAAUACGGUUGCGAAAAAGGUGACGAAACUCGAGGAGCGGUUGGCGAGGAUAGAAGCGAUGCAGAAUGGAAAGGAGCAUGACGAAGAGGUUGUGGGGAUGGGGAAGAAGACGGUGUUUUUGGAUGGCGAGGAGGAGAUGGAACUUAGGAUUCAGGAGGCGGAGUGGGAAGCUGAGGCGGAGGAGGAGCGAGAGGAGGGGGCUAGUAGGGAGGAGAGAGAGUUUAAGAAGGUGCAGAGGAGGGAGCGUGAGAAGGUGCUGCAUCGACUGGAGUUUGAGAGGGAGAGGUUGAGGGUGUUGAGGGAGACGGAAUUGGCGUUGGAGAUGCAGAGGGCGGGGAUGGCGAAGACGAGUACGGUUGGAGGGGUUAAUAAGAAUGGUGUUAAGUUUAAGGUUAAGGAGAGGAAGAAAUAA
Messenger RNA from Glarea lozoyensis ATCC 20868, 750 nucleotides. RefSeq lists its product as uncharacterized. The record is from RefSeq and is a predicted model, not a curated record. Bases 1 to 750 code for a protein of 249 amino acids. Gene Ontology annotation, biological process: rRNA processing. The transcript has 2 exons. Gene Ontology annotation, cellular component: small-subunit processome; nucleolus. Lineage: Eukaryota; Fungi; Ascomycota; Leotiomycetes; Helotiales; Helotiaceae.